AUGCCGCUAUCCUCACAAGAUCCUCUCAAGCUCUGUCAGGUCACUGUCCGACACAUCCAUGUCGUCAUCGUCUUUCUUAUUCCCCCACUUUCUGUCUCUCUCUCUCUCUCACACACUCUCUCACUCUCUCACUCACACUCACUCACUCACUCUCACACAGACGUAAAUGAGUGUAUAGGGGCUGGGAACAAAUACCCCUGUGGCGAGAAUGGAACCUGCUGGAAUCUGGAGGGCAGCUACAGGUGUCAUUGUCCCCCUGGAUUCACUACCUACGGCAACAACCAAUCUAGGUGUCAAGAGCUGAAUUGUGACCCUUUUGCAACUCAGAGUACACCUGAACAGACUCUACCAGGUUUUGACAGCCUCUUGUCUCCCCUGAGAAACAACUGUUUGGUGUUGAUUAACUCCUCUGGGUUGGCUGGAGCUAUAGAAAAGACUGGAGAGGCGCUUUUGACAGUACUGGCCAAUGUCACUGAUGUUCUUCAACUCCAGUCCAAUGAUCAUGGUGGUAUCAGCGGGAAGGUGACUACGCUACUGAGGACAGUAGAAAACUCUAUCAGACUGAUUGCUCCACAGCUGAGAGAAAAUGUGAGCAGGAUAAAUACAAGCCAUACAGAGGUAGAAGUUGUGGUGAGGAGGGACAGGACACCACCCCGAGGACCAGUCAGACUGACGAAUGAAAACAUCCAACUUGACACCACCUGGGAGACGGCGAUCGGAGAUGACACAAAUUUCCCAGGUUUUGCGUUUGCCAUUUUGCUCAGCUACAAGAGUCUGCAGACUUUGACCAACGGCUCCGAGCAGCUCUCCUCCAGAGUGGUGACUGUAUCUGUUAGCAACUCCAACACAACAAACAAACCUGUCUGAACCGAUCAUUCUCACCUUCAAUCACUUGAAGUCCAGUGAUGCGAAUACCACCUGUGUUUAUUGGUCAGAGGAUGGUGAGGGGGCUUGGUCAAUCCAGGGCUGCGCCUCCGUGAUGUCCAACUCCACCCACACUGUGUGCUCCUGCACCCAUCUCAGCAGCUUUGCCCUGCUCAGGGGAAUCCAAGAGAAUAAGAAAUGCAGACAGUUGCAGUUGGUGAUGUGGGCGGGCGCUUCCGUGGCGCUGGCUUGUGUGGUCCUAUCCCUGCUCAUGACCCUGUGGUGUCGCUUUGUCAGCAAAAAGCGCAAUGGAGGGAGCCGACCAGAACAGCAUUUUAACCUCUAAAGCACCUCAAUUUAGACAGCAGGGAUUUCUAAAAUCUCUUUCCUGUGUUUUGUAUAUAAUCCCACCCUAUGUCAAUUUACUGUAAAAUAACUGUUUAGACUGAACGAACUGUUAGAAAAUGUAAAUAUUAAGUUUCAGUUUCAACCUCAGUCAAUUGAUAAACAUGAUUUCAUGAAA
Oncorhynchus nerka (sockeye salmon) is the source of this 1387-nucleotide messenger RNA. RefSeq names its product adhesion G protein-coupled receptor E5-like. Lineage: Eukaryota; Metazoa; Chordata; Actinopteri; Salmoniformes; Salmonidae. Gene Ontology annotation, molecular function: calcium ion binding. The record is from RefSeq and is a predicted model, not a curated record. The coding region runs from base 1 to 867 and encodes 288 amino acids. The transcript has 10 exons.